This is a messenger RNA of Amphiprion ocellaris (clown anemonefish), 3573 nucleotides long. RefSeq names its product minichromosome maintenance 9 homologous recombination repair factor (gene mcm9). Gene Ontology annotation, biological process: double-strand break repair via homologous recombination. The coding region runs from base 215 to 3490 and encodes 1091 amino acids. Lineage: Eukaryota; Metazoa; Chordata; Actinopteri; Pomacentridae. The transcript is spliced from 15 exons. Gene Ontology annotation, cellular component: MCM complex; nucleus. The record is from RefSeq and is a predicted model, not a curated record. Gene Ontology annotation, molecular function: single-stranded DNA binding; ATP binding; ATP hydrolysis activity.
AGAAGAAGAAGAAGAAGAAGAAGAAGAAGAAGAAGAAGAAGAAGAAGAAGAAGAAGAAGAAGAAGAAGAAGAAGAAGAAGAAGAAGAAGAAGAAGAAGAAGAAGAAGAAGAAGAAGAAGAACCAGGAAGUAGCAGAAAGACCCGGGAAGGUUGGAUCCAGGAGAACAGGACGGGUUCUAAUGGUUCUAACGGGUUCUAACAGGCGAGCUUCAGGAUGAUGAUUGGUCCGGAGCAGGAGGCUCUGAUUGGCCGAGUGUUUGAGUCCUACCUGACAGAGCAUCACCAUGGAGACCUGCUGCAGCUCUCUGGAGGUCCUCCUGAGGAGAUCCACCGUCCUGUGGUGGUCAACGCCAUGACGCUGUUCGAGACCAGCAUGGAGGUUGGAGAUUAUUUCAAUGCUUUCCCUGAAGAUGUUCUGGCCGUGUUUGAUAAAGUUCUACACAGAAAAGCUGUGGAGACGUCACAGGGUUCUCCUCUCAGACCCGACGGAAGGAACCCAACUUUCCACGCCAGAAUCACAGGCCUGCCGGUGUGUCCAGAGCUGACCAGAGACACCGUCCCUCGGUCCAGAGACGUCGGACACUUCCUGUCUGUGACUGGUACCGUCAUACGAACCAGCGUUGCCAAGGUUCUGGAGUUUGAGCGGGACUACAUCUGUACGAAGUGCCGUCAUGUUUUCACGGUCCAGGCCGACUUUGACCAGUUCUACACCUUUGUUCCUCCGCGGAGCUGCUCCAACCAGGCAGGAUGUAACUCCUUCAAGUUCAGCUGUUUGUCGGAGGGCUGUGAACCUUCAUCCUGCAGGGACUACCAGGAGAUCAAGAUCCAGGAGCAGGUGCAGCGUCUGACGGUGGGCAGCAUCCCUCGCUCUGUGGUGGUGGUUCUGGAGGACGACCUGGUGGACAGCUGUAAGUCAGGAGAUGAGGUGACGGUCUACGGGGUGGUGUGUCAGCGCUGGAGGCCCCUGUUUGAAGGUUCUCGCUGUGAGGUGGAGCUGGUCCUGAAAGCCAACAACAUGGAGGUCAACAACCAGCAGACGGCUGCUGCUCUGCUCAUCAAGGACGUCCAGAAUGAGUUUGAGGAGUUCUGGCAGAGCUUCAGAACUGACCCCAUCACCGGAAGGAACCACAUCCUGCUGAGUCUGUGUCCGCAGGUCUUUGGGAUGUACGUGGUGAAGCUGGCCGUGGCCUUAGUGCUGGCUGGAGGCGUUCAGAGAGUGGACUCCUCUGGAACCAAGAUCAGAGGUGAGUGCCACAUGCUGCUGGUUGGAGAUCCAGGAACAGGAAAGUCUCAGUUCCUGAAGUACGCAGCAAAGAUCACGCCUCGGUCCAUCCUCACAGCUGGAAUCGGAUCCACCAGCGCAGGUCUGACAGUGGCGGUGGUGAAGGAUGGAGGUGAGUGGCACCUGGAGGCCGGAGCUCUGGUUCUGUCUGAUGGAGGUCUGUGCUGCAUCGAUGAGUUCAACAGCAUCAAGGAACACGAUCGGAUCAGCAUCCAUGAAGCCAUGGAGCAGCAGUCCAUCAGCGUGGCCAAAGCCGGGAUGGUCUGUAAGCUCAACACUCGGGCCACCAUCCUGGCAGCCACCAACCCUAAAGGCCGCUACGACCCCAGAGAGCCGCUAUCGGUCAACGUGGCUCUGGCCAGUCCUCUGCUGAGCCGCUUCGACCUGGUUCUGGUUCUGCUGGACUCUAGGAACCCAGACUGGGACCGCAUCAUCUCCUCCUUCAUCCUAGAGGACCGAGGCCUGCCUGCUGACUCCUCCACCCUCUGGUCCAUGGAGAAGAUGAAAGUCUACUUUAGUGUGAUCAAACAGCUGCAGCCACAGGUUUCUGACGAGGCUAACUGCAUUCUAACGCGUUACUACCAGCUGCAGCGGCAGAGCGACGGACGCAGCGCUGCAAGAACCACCAUCCGCAUGCUGGAGAGUCUGAGCAGACUGGCUGAAGGUGAAGCUUCUAGAUCAGGUGGUUCCCUCUGGGGCCCACAGCUAGAAGCUCACUCCAGACUCAUGUUCAGAGAGACGGUGACCAUAGAGGACGCUGUCAUCGCGGUUUCUGUCAUGGAGUGUUCUAUGCAGGGCGGUGCUCUGCUGGGAACCGUGAACACACUGCUGACCUCGUUCCCGGCCGACCCGGAUCUUCAGUACCGGACUCAAUGCCAGGUUCUGCUGGAAGGUCUGAAGCUGCCGCUGCUGCUGCAGAAGGAGAUGGACCGACUGGACGGGCUGAAGACCAGCAGCUCUGAGGGUUCCCAGCUAGACCCACAAACUGGAGACCAGCAGAGUCCAGGUUUAGGAUGGACCCUCCACAGCGUCUCACCUGAGGACAGCAGCUUCCUCCCAGCUCAACUGUCAGCAGGCCACAUCAUAAUGUCCACUCAGGAGAACCACCAGAACGUUCUGAGGAACAUCGACUUCAAACAAGAUGAAGGUUCUGGAAAAACUGUGGUCUCAGAAAACCCUCAGAGAUGGAAGGAAGAACGUCACCGAGAGCCUGAGCUUCAGAAGGUUUCUGAGGAUCUGAGGUUCCAACAGCAGCAGAACUGUCGUCGUCACGCAGAGGGGGCGGAGUCUAUGGACAGGACAGGGUCUAUGGAGAGGGCGGCACCUGUGGAGGGGUCGGAGCCAGCAAAGACAGGUAAAACUGCUGCAUCAGAUAAACUCCGUUCCUCGAAGGUCUUCUAUCAGAACAAACCAUCUUCUGGUCCAGAGGGUCAACGUGAGGACGGCAGCGACCCGAUGAAGAACCUCAGAGCGGCGCUGAAGAACCAGACAGCAGCUGAAGGUCCAUCUGACCUGCAGAAGAAGCUGUCGGGCUUCAGGUUCAGACCCACCAAGAUGAACCCAGUUAGUCCUGAUGGUUCAGCCACAAAGAACCACCUGGUCCAACAUAUUCCUCAGGUCAGAGAGCAGAGAGCAUCCAGAACCGGUUCUACAGCUACAAAAAUGGAUCAGAGAAGAACCACUGCAGAAGCUCUGAGUCCACAGAGGAGCAGAACCAACACCGGUUACCAGACGAGAAUCUUCACAGCUUUAGAACCAAACUCUGAUGAUCCGCUGAGAUCCAGCAGAACCAUGGCCUCCUCCGCUCGGGCCAAACUCUCCAGGUUCUCCUUCACCUGUGCAGGUGACGCUGGACAUCUGAGUUCUAAAACAAAGAGAACGCUGAGUUCUCCUGACAGUCCUGCAGGAAAGAGGAGCAGAUCCCAGCAGGUUCUACCCCUCUCAGCUGCAGGAUGGAACCACGAAGAACCUGCACCUGAAACCGACUCCAGACCCGAGCAGACGGAGGUCCAGCAGCAGCACAGACCCAGACUGAGUGACGCUCAGGUUCCCUGUGUACAGAACCGAAGGUGUUUUAGACUGGAUCCCCCAACAGGUUCUAAAUGUUCUGCAGCUUUGUUCUCAGGACUGAGUCUGUUUGGUUCUGCUGAGUUCUCUAAUGAUGUUCUGGACACCAACUGGGACCAAGAAGUUCUGAAGAAAAGCUGAAGCCAUCAGCUCAAGAACGUUCUACCUGAAGAACCACAACAGCUGGUUCUGAUAAUCAAGAAUUAAAACAGCUUGAACUCUGA